Molecule: messenger RNA, 2689 nt
Organism: Owenia fusiformis
Lineage: Eukaryota; Metazoa; Annelida; Polychaeta; Sabellida; Oweniidae
Source: the annotation of a GenBank genome assembly
CGUUAUUAUUUUUAUAAUGCGCCCUUUAGUUGCAAUAAUCGUAAUUGAUUCAUCCUUUGUUCUUGUUUUUAGGAUAAAAAUGUCAGACUGUUGAUCAGUGGAUAUUUACCGAUAUCUCGAAGAUUUUGUUUACCAUUACCAUGACGACACUGGAUUAUACCAAUUUCAAUCUCACGCGAAAUGAUAGCUUCACUGUUAAGCUAGAGAAAACGUCUGCGCAGCCAAUCAGCGUUGGGGGCAGUACGUCAAAGGAUGCAAUCACCUCAGUAAACAACUUUAGCGCAAGUCUGGAGAGUUUGGCAGAUGUAUCAGCUGGGAACGGUAACACUUCUGUAAAUAUGACGAAUUCGACAUGGGUGGAUCCGUGUCUACAGGAUUAUUUUAUCUAUGAGGACUUUACCCAGAUUGACUGGGUGAGGAUUGUCUUCAUUGUGCUCUACAGUAUGAUCAUUACCCUAUCAGUGCUCGGGAAUAUCAUGGUCAUUUGGACAGUGUGGCGAAAUAAACACAUGCAGACGGUCACCAAUUACUACAUCGUCAACCUCGCUGUGAGCGACUUGCUGGUAUCGGCGUUCGUUAUGCCGCUUAAACUCGUGGAGUACGUCGCCCCGUGUAAGUUACACGUGUUCAGCGAGGAUGCUAUGUGCUCUGUCGUUUCGUUCGUUUUGCCCGUUUUUGUGUUCGCCAGUGUCCUGACAUUGGUCGCCAUUUCUAUAGAAAGGUAUUACUCCAUCAUCUACCCAUUGAACGCAUACACCAUUCACACCAAAUCAAAGACGCGCAAGAUCCUAGCGGCCACAUGGAUCGUCCCCCUGAUCGUAGCAGUCCCCUAUGUGUUUAAUGCCAGCCAGACAUUCGCAAUGGAGGGCUCCCAUGGCCGAAUAACGCUGAAAAUCUGCCAGGAUCGCUUUGACGACAUCGAUCGUUGGAUGUACGGACAGAAUAUUACAGAAUUGGAAACUGGGACAUUUCGCAAAGGAUAUUUCUAUUUCUUGUUUGCGGUGAUCUAUUUGAUCCCGUUGAUCGUCAUCACGGCGACAUGUAUAAGGAUAGCGGUGUGUUUGUUGGAACCCAUAUAUGGCUCCAAUAAUAUGAAGUUGUGUAGGAGAGGGUCCAGUGUGGUGAAGAAAGAGGAGAGUAAACGGAAGGUUGCCAAAAUGAUCAUCGUUGUCGCUGCAACAUUCUGUUUGUCGUGGUCGCCGUUUUAUCUCGUGACAUUCAUCAGUCAGGUGCAACAUCCAAAUACCUUCAUGCGAGAGUCCAACUUCAUCUUUACGAUGCUCGCUAUCCAUUUCAGCGGGUUCCUCAACAGUUGCGUCAAUCCUGUUAUUUAUGCUACGAUGUCACAUCGAUUUAGGAGAAGUUUUGUUGAGAUCAUAGGCAUUAUUUUUUGCUGUCUAUGUUUCUUCAAACUGGACGAAAAGAGAUUUGGACCAAAAGUAAAUAGGGUUUUAAACGCCUUCUCAGCAGCGAGUGACGAAGAUAUUUCAAAGUCCUACCGAACGGAAAUUAAACGUCUGUCAAACGCAGGUUCGAGUAUCAGAUACAACAGUCAUUCGCUGCACAUACAGGCAAGAAAUGGAGCAAAACUAAAUAAUCAUCGUCCAAAAUAUGUCUCGCAAAGUCCGGAUAGUCAAGCCAGUCCUGAAAUGUCCAGGCUAAGCUCGAGCGGAGGGAAUGGCCAAAUAGUCAAGGAUUUAACCUCUGAUGGCCACGCAGAAAAAAUAAGAAUGGAGCAUGAACCAUUAUUAUCUAACGGGAAAGUAAAUGGGAAUUACCUCGUAGCUUAUUUUGAUAAGCCAAAUAAUAAAGUGAAUGUUGCAACAGAACGUGAAAGACCUUGUGGAAAUAUUGACAGCACAGAGGCAAUCUCUUGCAAUGACAGAGAAACCAACAAUGGUGCUCUAUUAGUCGCAAAUGAGGUCAUGAACGACCCCAAUUAUAUAUCAGUUCAAGACACGCCUAAAGACAAUUCUGGUCCAAAUGACAAUGCUUCGCCGAAAGGUGGCGACUCUAGUGAAUAUGACACACCAAAAGCAUUAAGAAAGACGGUAACUCCUAUUUUAAACGACAUUGCCUCUUUGCUACACAAACUUCCAUCCGAAGUUAAAUCUCCCAAGGGUCUAGAAACUGAACAAGAAGUGGAAAGGUUUCUUCAAAGUAAUCCUGAUGAUCUACUCGUUAACUAAAUUAAUGCUGAAGUAUUAUAUUUAUUACAAGGUGAAUACACAGUCGUAUUCACAUAUAUUUUUACCUUCUUACUAAUUAUUUAUAGCAUUAAAGUGAACAGUGUAUACGGGGUGGGCCAAAUAAAUAUCAAUUAGAACGGGCUAAUUGUUUAAGUAGGUAAAUUAGAAUGAAAUACAGUAACGAUGUUUUGUAAAGAACAUUGUAAACGAGUCGUAAAUCACGAGGCGAACUGAUUCGUUUGAGUAGGAAAGUUAUCUCCCCUUUUUCUAAAAAGGAAAUUCGUAGAAUGUCGCUGAGACAUUUUCUGUAUCGGCCUAUUUAGGAAGUUUUGUAUGAGGCACACUUGAAGGCAUAUAUAGAAUGAAAUAUAACACUCAACGCAAUUAUAUGGUUUUUUUCAUCAUAUGAAAAAUGAUAUUUGUAAAAUGAUGACUAUAUUAUUGUGGUGUCAUUAGAUAACUUGAAAAUCGAAAUUCUAACUGAGAAAAAGUACCUCGUG